Molecule: messenger RNA, 1951 nt
Organism: Prosopis cineraria
Lineage: Eukaryota; Viridiplantae; Streptophyta; Magnoliopsida; Fabales; Fabaceae
Product: transcription factor bHLH123
Exons: 7
Coding region: 89-1387 (432 amino acids)
Biological process (GO): regulation of transcription by RNA polymerase II
Cellular component (GO): nucleus
Molecular function (GO): DNA-binding transcription factor activity, RNA polymerase II-specific; RNA polymerase II cis-regulatory region sequence-specific DNA binding; protein dimerization activity
Source: RefSeq, a predicted model, not a curated record
UAGAUUCAUUUUCUUCUCACGAAACAAGAAUCUGAUGCUCUUCGCAAUCGCAAGAACACCCACCCACCACCAUUUUCAUUAACCAGCCAUGGCGGAAGAUCAAUUUCAAGCCACUGGAAACUGGUGGGACAGCUCAACCAGAACCUCCAGGUUCGAAACUGAGGCUGCUCAAUCUUCCUCCUCCAUCCCCAGCUUCGCUUGGCAACAUACAGAUAUGUCUCAUGAUGUCAAGCCGAGGUCUUCCAUGGCUGCCUCACCUCCUUCCUCCGACCCCAACUUGCAUAUGAUGGGUUUAGGCCUCUCUUCCCAACCUCUUGACUGGAAUCAACCCUCCUUUCUUCGAGUUGCGGAGAAAGGUGGGGAGAGCAGUUUCUUGAACACAUCAAGCACGAAUUUUCAGCAAGAAAGUGCGAUGGGGUUGUCUCAGGUUCAGUGGAGGGACAAGUUGUUUUCUACAGAGUCGUCUUCUUCAAUGAACGAGUUAAAACAAGUGAACCGGGGUUUCUCUUUGGAUCAAACGCAGUUUAGUCCUCAGUAUAGUUCUGGAGAUAGUACUGUCACAACCCAAGGCUUGGCCUCAAGCACUAACUUUCAGAUGGAUUUGUAUGGAAACUCGUCCAUAUUACAAGGACUAUUAGGACCUGAUCAUAAUAACAGUCAAGUCCAGUAUGAUCAUCAGAAUCGCCAGGUAAACUUCCCGUACCAGUCAAGCUACGGAUUGAGCACUAACGAUCAGUUAAUGCCUUCAUGGUCUAAAGUUCCUCAGUUUCUGAGAGCUUCACCUCCAAAACAACAACCACCCCAUAAUAACAAUCAGUUGCAUUUCACAAAUAACGCUCCCUUCUGGAACGCUUCUGAGUCUUCCAAUAUUAAAGAUGUUAGAUCUGGCGUCUUUCCCUCUUUGCAACCUCCAUUCCCCUCACCAAGCUUCGAUGUUCAAUUCAAGAAUAUGUGUGAAGUGAGGGAAUCGAGUAGUGUGGCGAAGAAAAGUGGGAGCGAGGCGGCACCCAAAAGGCCUCGGAACGAAACUCCGUCUUCUUUGCCAGCGUUCAAGGUGAGAAAAGAGAAGAUGGGGGACAGAAUCACUGCACUGCAACAAUUGGUUUCGCCUUUCGGAAAGACCGAUACUGCCUCGGUGCUCUCUGAAGCCAUUGAAUACAUCAAAUUCCUCCAUGGACAAGUGACAGCUUUAAGCACACCGUAUAUGAAAAGUGGAGCUCCCAUACAGCAUCAAGAGAGUCCUGGUAAAUCUAAAGAAGGUGAGGGUGGAAAGCAAGAUCUGAGAAGUAGAGGGCUAUGUCUGGUGCCAGUGUCGAGUACAUUUCCAGUGACUCAAGAAACCACGGUUGAUUUUUGGACGCCAACAUUCGGAGGAACUUACAGAUAACCAAUGGUGGCAAAUUGGUGCACGAAACUAGGACAUACCUAUCUUAUCAAACCUGGCCAAGUUGGGGAUGGCAAGAUUUUUAUAACAUCAAAGAAAGAGAAGACACAGAAGCCCGCAUAAAUUUGUAAAGUUGUCACCUCUGUACUUCUGGGUUUUGGAAAGAGAGAGAGAGAGUGAGAGAAAAUGUGAUGAAAGAGAAAGAAAGAUGAAAUGACUCUCCAAAAGAGAGAGAGAGAGAAAGGCCAUUGUUGGGCCAGCCGAAUGCAGAAUGAUGCAGCGUGUGGCAAAAUAUUGGGACCAGUUGGAGCAUAUUAGUUUGUAAUAAUUGAAGAAUUAUAUGCUGGGGGUGGCCAAGUGUGAUUAGGAAGGACAAGGUUGGUCAGUGUAGGGAAUGUUAUUAGACUACACUAGACGGUAAUUUGUUGUUUGUAGGAGAAAAAAGAGGGCUUUAUCAAUUCCUUGUUACUACAUAUAUUGUUAAUAGAGUUGGCACUACCUUAAAAAAAAUCCAAUCUGUAGGAAUAAUUGAGAUAUAGAAUUCAAUACAAGAUUGAGUUAGUGUGA